Diceros bicornis minor is the source of this 7796-nucleotide messenger RNA. RefSeq names its product regulating synaptic membrane exocytosis 2 (gene RIMS2). Lineage: Eukaryota; Metazoa; Chordata; Mammalia; Perissodactyla; Rhinocerotidae. Gene Ontology annotation, molecular function: small GTPase binding; transmembrane transporter binding. The transcript is spliced from 30 exons. The record is from RefSeq and is a predicted model, not a curated record. Gene Ontology annotation, biological process: regulation of membrane potential; regulation of synaptic plasticity; positive regulation of synaptic transmission. The coding region runs from base 418 to 5496 and encodes 1692 amino acids. Gene Ontology annotation, cellular component: cytoskeleton of presynaptic active zone; presynaptic membrane.
GCUUCGGCCGGCGCGCCGCCCUCCAGCCCGCUCCCUUCAGUCACCCCACCCUUAGCGGGCCGCGCCACCUUACUCCACCACCCUCCCCCGCUGCUCCGCGCACUCCGCAUCCCGGCCCGGCCUCCUGCUCUCCCCCGCCCCCCUAAACCGCUCACUUGCCAGCCCGUCGCCCCCGGGAAGAAGAAACAUUUCCCGGAGCGCACUCUUCAGCCCUCCCUCCCCCCGUGCUCGCCUUCCCCUCCCCCCGGUCUUUCUUUCUUGGGGGAGGGGGGCUGUCGCCUCGGAUUGAAGGCCAUUGAUUUGUAUGUAUUUGUCCCAGCGCCGGAGGCUGCCCCAGCCGCCCGCGCGGGUGCCGCUGCCGCCGCCGCCCGUGGAGUUGCCUCUCUGCUUCCCUAGCGUGGUUAGGCUCCACCAAACAUGUCGGCUCCAGUCGGGCCGCGGGGUCGCCCGGCUCCCACCCCGGCGCCCUCUCAGCCGCCUCUGCAGCCCGAGAUGCCCGACCUCAGCCACCUCACGGAGGAGGAAAGGAAAAUCAUCCUGGCCGUCAUGGAUCGGCAGAAGAAAGAAGAGGAGAAGGAGCAGUCGGUGCUCAAGUGGUUUCCCUUUAGUGGGAUCACUGAACUGGUAAAUAACGUUCUUCAGCCCCAGCAAAAACAACAAAAUGAAAAGGAGCCCCAGACAAAACUUCAUCAGCAGUUCGAAAUGUAUAAGGAACAGGUAAAGAAGAUGGGAGACGAAUCACAGCAGCAGCAAGAACAGAAGGGUGAUGCCCCAACCUGUGGUAUCUGCCACAAAACAAAGUUUGCUGAUGGAUGUGGCCAUAAUUGUUCAUAUUGCCAAACAAAGUUCUGUGCUCGUUGUGGAGGUCGAGUGUCAUUACGCUCAAACAAGGUUAUGUGGGUAUGUAAUUUGUGCCGAAAACAACAAGAAAUCCUCACUAAAUCAGGAGCAUGGUUUUAUAAUAGUGGAUCUAAUACACCACAGCAACCUGAUCAAAAGGUUCUCCGAGGACUGCGGAAUGAAGAGGCGCCUCAGGAGAAGAAAGCAAAACUACAUGAGCAGGCCCAUUUUCAAGGACCCUCAGGUGACUUAUCUGUACCUGCAGUGGAGAAAAGUCGAUCUCAUGGGCUCACAAGACAGGAUUCUAUUAAGAAUGGGUCAGGAGUGAAGCACCAAAUUGCCAGUGACGUAGCUUCAGACAGGAAAAGAAGUCCAUCAGUCUCCAGAGAUCAGAAUAGAAGAUACGACCAAAGAGAAGAAAGAGAGGAAUAUUCACAGUAUGCUACUUCAGAUAGCGCAAUGCCUAGAUCUCCAUCAGAUUAUGCUGAUAGGAGGUCUCAACGUGAACCUCAGUUUUAUGAAGAAUCUGAUCAUAUAAACUAUAGGGACUCCAACAGGAGAAGUCGUAGGCAUUCCAAAGAAUAUAUUGUAGGUGAUGAGGAUGUGGAGAGCAGAGAUGAAUAUGAAAGACAAAGGAGAGAGGAGGAAUACCAGGCACGUUAUCGAAGUGAUCCAAAUUUGGCCCGUUAUCCAGUAAAGCCACAGCCCUAUGAAGAACAAAUGCGUAUUCAUGCUGAAGUGUCUCGAGCAAGGCAUGAGAGAAGGCAUAGUGAUGUUUCUUUGGCAAAUGCUGAACUGGAAGAUUCCAGGAUUUCUAUGCUAAGGAUGGAACGACCAUCAAGGCAAAGAUCUAUAUCUGAACGUAGAGCUGCCUUGGAAAAUCAGCGAUCUUAUUCAAUGGAAAGAACUCGAGAGGCUCAGGGACCAAGUUCUUAUCCACAAAGGACCACAAACCAUAGUCCUCCUACCCCCCGGAGGAGUCCAAUACCCAUUGAUAGACCAGACAUGAGACGUACUGACUCACUAAGGAAACAACACCACUUAGAUCCUAGCUCAGCUGUAAGGAAAACGAAACGGGAAAAGAUGGAGACAAUGUUAAGGAAUGAUUCUCUCAGUUCCGACCAGUCAGAGUCAGUGAGACCUCCACCACCAAAGCCUCACAAAUCAAAGAAAGGAGGUAAAAUGCGCCAGGUUUCAUUGAGCAGUUCAGAGGAGGAAUUGGCUUCCACGCCUGAAUAUACAAGUUGUGAUGAUGUUGAGAUUGAAAGUGAGAGUGUAAGUGAAAAAGGGGACAGUCAAAAGGGAAAAAGAAAAACUAGUGAGCAGGCAGUUUUGUCGGACUCUAACACCAGGUCUGAAAGACAAAAGAAAAUGAUGUACUUUGGUGGCCACUCUUUGGAAGAGGAUUUGGAAUGGUCUGAGCCUCAGAUUAAGGACUCUGGGGUAGAUACGUGUAGUAGCACAACCCUUAACGAGGAGCAUAGCCAUAGUGAUAAGCACCCUGUGACGUGGCAGCCAUCUAAAGAUGGAGACCGUUUAAUUGGUCGGAUUUUAUUAAAUAAGCGUCUAAAAGAUGGAAGUGUAACUCGAGAUUCAGGAGCAAUGCUUGGCUUGAAGGUUGUAGGAGGAAAGAUGACUGAAUCAGGUCGGCUCUGUGCAUUUAUUACCAAAGUAAAAAAAGGAAGUUUAGCUGACACUGUAGGACAUCUUAGACCAGGUGAUGAAGUGUUAGAAUGGAAUGGAAAGCUAUUGCAAGGAGCCACAUUUGAAGAAGUAUAUAACAUCAUUCUGGAAUCCAAACCUGAACCACAAGUGGAGCUUGUUGUUUCAAGGCCUAUUGGAGAUAUACCUAGGAUACCUGAUAGCACACAUGCACAACUGGAGUCUAGUUCUAGCUCAUUUGAAUCUCAAAAAAUGGAUCGUCCUUCUAUUUCUGUUACCUCUCCCAUGAGUCCUGGCACGUUGAGGGAUGUUCCACAGUUCUUAUCUGGACAACUUUCAAGCCAAAGCCUUAGUAGAAGAACAACGCCUUUUGUUCCUAGGGUUCAGAUAAAACUAUGGUUUGACAAGGUUGGUCACCAAUUAAUAGUUACAAUUUUGGGAGCAAAGGAUCUCCCUUCCAGGGAAGAUGGGAGGCCAAGGAAUCCUUAUGUUAAAAUUUACUUUCUUCCAGACAGAAGUGAUAAAAACAAGAGAAGAACUAAAACAGUAAAGAAAACGUUGGAACCCAAAUGGAACCAAACAUUCAUUUAUUCUCCAGUGCACCGAAGAGAAUUUCGGGAACGAAUGCUGGAGAUUACCCUAUGGGAUCAAGCUCGCGUUCGAGAGGAAGAAAGUGAAUUCUUAGGAGAGAUUUUAAUUGAAUUAGAAACAGCAUUAUUAGAUGAUGAGCCACAUUGGUACAAACUUCAGACCCAUGAUGUCUCUUCGUUACCACUUCCCCACCCUUCUCCAUAUAUGCCACGGCGACAGCUCCAUGGCGAGAGCCCAACACGCAGGUUGCAAAGGUCAAAGAGAAUAAGUGAUAGUGAAGUCUCUGACUAUGACUGUGAUGAUGGAAUUGGUGUAGUAUCAGAUUAUCGACACAAUGGUCGAGAUCUUCAAAGCUCAACGUUAUCAGUGCCAGAACAAGUAAUGUCAUCAAACCAUUGUUCACCAUCAGGAUCUCCUCACCGAGUAGAUGUUAUAGGAAGGACUAGAUCAUGGUCACCCAGUGUCCCUCCUCCACAAAGUCGGAAUGUGGAACAGGGACUUCGAGGGACACGGUCUACUACCGGACAUUAUAAUACAAUUAGCCGAAUAGAUAGACGUCGUGUCGUGGAUGACCGUUAUUCUCCAGAUAGGGACAGGGAUUGUGAAGCAGCAGAUAGACAGCCAUAUCACAGAUCCAGAUCAACAGAACAACGGCCUCUCCUAGAGCGGACCACCACCCGCUCCAGAUCCACUGAACGUCCUGAUACAAACCUCAUGAGGUCGAUGCCUUCAUUAAUGACUGGAAGAUCUGCCCCUCCUUCACCUGCCUUAUCGAGAUCUCAUCCUCGUACUGGGUCUGUCCAAACCAGUCCAUCAAGUACUCCAGUGGCAGGACGAAGGGGCCGACAACUUCCACAACUUCCACCAAAGGGGACACUGGAGAGAAACAAUGGAGUCAAGGAGAUAGAACCUUAUGAAGGUGCUAUGGAUAUAGAGGAGAGAAAUCGCCAAAUGAAAAUUAACAAAUACAAACAGGUAGCCGGAUCAGAUUCCAGACUGGAACAAGAUUACCAUUUGAAGUAUCGAUCAGGAUGGGAUCCUCAUAGAGGGGCAGAUAAUAUUUCCACUAAAUCUUCGGACAGUGAUGUAAGUGAUAUAUCUGCGGUUUCAAGGACUAGUAGUGCUUCUCGUUUCAGCAGCACAAGCUACAUGUCUGUCCAAUCAGAACGGCCAAGAGGAAACAAGAAAAUCAGGCCGAAGGGAAUAGAAGAGGGAGGGAAAGAAGGGGAUAAGCAUGAAGAGAUAGUUCAUGAGGAGGAAGAGGUAAAGGAAGAAAGAAUUAAUGAGAAUGGGAAAGAGAAAGAGAUUACAAAAACGUGUAAUAAGGAGAAAAACAGAGAGUCAGGAGAUGAGAAAAAAACCCAAGACAUACCUGAGCAAGGGAAAGAAAAAGAACAGUGGAAUAAAGAGAAUUUGGAAAGGCGAUUUUCACAAGAUGAUGACAGUGUCUUUACGUCCAAAAUGCAAAGCAGACAAAUGGGCAUCUCAGGGAAGAACAUGACUAAAAGCACCAGCAUCAGCGGAGACAUGUGCUCGCUGGAGAAGAAUGAUGGCAGCCAGUCUGACACUGCAGUGGGCGCCUUGGGCUCCAGCGGCAAAAAGCGGCGCUCUAGCAUUGGGGCCAAAAUGGUAGCUAUCGUUGGUCUCUCCCGGAAAAGUCGCAGCGCUUCUCAGCUCAGCCAAACGGAAGCAGGAGGUAAAAAGCUACGGAGCACUGUCCAGAGAAGCACCGAAACAGGCCUGGCUGUGGAAAUGAGGAACUGGAUGACUCGACAGGCAAGCCGAGAAUCUACAGAUGGCAGCAUGAACAGCUACAGCUCAGAAGGAAAUCUGAUUUUCCCUGGUGUCCGCUUGGCCUCUGAUAGCCAAUUCAGCGAUUUUCUGGAUGGUCUUGGCCCUGCCCAGCUAGUGGGGCGCCAGACUCUGGCUACACCUGCAAUGGGUGACAUUCAGGUAGGAAUGAUGGACAAAAAGGGACAGUUGGAGGUGGAAAUCAUUCGCGCCCGUGGCCUUGUUGUAAAACCAGGUUCCAAGACACUGCCAGCACCAUAUGUAAAGGUGUAUCUAUUAGAUAAUGGAGUCUGCAUAGCCAAAAAGAAAACAAAAGUGGCAAGAAAAACGCUGGAACCACUUUACCAGCAGCUAUUAUCUUUCGAAGAGAAUCCCCAAGGAAAGGUUUUACAGAUCAUUGUCUGGGGAGAUUAUGGCCGCAUGGAUCACAAAUCCUUUAUGGGAGUGGCCCAGAUACUUUUAGAUGAACUGGAGCUAUCCAAUAUGGUGAUUGGAUGGUUCAAACUUUUCCCCCCUUCCUCCCUAGUAGAUCCAACCUUGGCUCCUCUGACGAGAAGAGCUUCCCAGUCAUCUCUGGAAAGUUCAACCGGACCUUCUUACUCUCGUUCAUAGCAGCUGUAAAACUGUUGUCAUAGCAACCAGCGUUACAAAAAAAAAAAAUCACAGGUCGCAAACCCUGGUAACACUGCAUGCUUAAUGUUGUGUCUUCUGAGCCUGUUUCUAGGGAUACAAAGCGAUCCUGUGUUCUCAGAGGAAGUUGCACACAUUGUGCCCUCAAGGAGGCCCUCAGGUGAAAGCGCAGAGCUGUGAAGAACUAGCAGGUUUGAAGUUCAGUAACACUCGAGUUUGGUCCAAUCUGAAGCCAUGGAUUAAUCUCAAAGAGUCAGUCAGUUUCAUGCAACAAAAGCCCUUUUCAAUGGCACCUUUAUAUUUUUAUUGUUCCUUUUUCUUCGUUUCUCUGACCCCAAAGCCCUGUUAUGCCACAGAAAUGGAGCUAUACAGCCAUUAAGCCAUGUUACAAGGCAAGGAGUGAAGUCCUAGGAAGCAUCAGGUGAAAAGCAAGAGACCAAAGAAGUGGUCCAGGACAAAACCUCAGCCCCGCUCUGGCCGGUGAGCAGGGGCAGCCAGUCCACCGUGAGCAGCGGCGGACUUCGGAGCCCCAGCAGGCACGGCAUUCACUAAUGCCGAGAUGUGUUGGACUCUGAAAAACAAAAUUCUGUGGCUACACUGUACUGAAUGAAAUUAAAGAAACUUUUUUUGCAUGGACACAGAUUAGCUGAAUAUUUAAAUUAUUUUCUUGAGGCUGCAACUUGCAAAAAAAAAAAAGAAUAAAAAUCAGCCAUUUUCAACAAUUUAUAUUAUUUUUAAAAAUAAAUUUCACUAGUGCAUGGUUUUACAAGGGGGAGAGAAUGCAACAGGGUGAUACAAAGACGCACCAUGUUUAUUCUUUAAUCAUAGUCUGUGUUUUGGCAGACAUUACAAGUGAAAAUACUUUCUAGAAGAUACUUAAAAUCUCUUUAUGUGACAAAUAAGUAUAACAUUCAAAUUAUUUCCAUGUUAAACAUACAAAUCUUACGAAGUUCAAUAUGUGCAAAUUGUUCACAUCUUUCUUCCUCUUCUCUAUCUCACUUUUCCUCCUCUCCCUCUUUUAAUCUUUUAUUUCUUUCUCCCUCCCAAGGUGAACAUUAUACUAAAAAAUUACGAGUUUUUGACCUGAUAAUCUCUUAUACCCCAUGUUUGAUUCAGAGCUCUAGAUGCUUCUGAAUUUACGAAUUUCUCAAGGGGAAAAAAAUAUUAUUUAUGAGCUUUCUUUAUUUCAAGCAUGUUGAAAAGGAUUUUGCAACAUGACUUGGGAGUACGUUAAAGUAAGUCAGCAUGUAUUUGAUAAAGAAGAUAUUUGAACUUUUGCAAUUUAUUGUACAGUGCAUGGUAAUUUUAUUUUCACCUUCAAAGUUCAGUUUACAAGAAAAUCCUAAAAUCAUGUGGCCAUUGUAAUGUCUAAUAAAUUUGUUUUUAGCACCAGCAUUAUUCAUACAGGGGUUAACGUAUUAUUUCUAGAAGGUCUUAGGUUUUGUUUUUUAAUUAAUUAAAACAGUUUCUUUAGUCAAUUUCCAUUUAUUAUGUGAAUAGAAACACUGCUAAAAAUUUGGAGCCCUGAAACACAGGGAUGUUUAUUAAUUCAUUUUUCUGUAGUAAAAUUCAAUUUUUCACAAAUUAUAUUUCUAAAGAAAUAUAGUAAACAUAAAUUUGCAACAAGUAAUUUUAAAGCUCCAAUUUUUAGGUGACUCAGAGAAGGUCAAUCUGCCUAUUAACAGUUCUUCGAUGCCAUCACCAAAAGUCUACACACAAAUCCCCUACAGUCAAACCCCUGCCUUUGGUUUUACAGACAGUUGUUACCAUUUGGUGGUGCUGCGAGGUCAAAUUUCUCUUAAGUUCCCCUAUUUAGAGGAAAAGUCACUGGUUAAUGUAAUACACCACACAUACUUUCUGUUUCUUUAUGUACACAUUGAUAACACAUUCUUAUAGAUUGAUUUUAAUUUCUUAUAAUAACUUGUGAAAUCCACAUACAUAUCAUUCGUUUAAACUAAGGCCAUGCAGAGAAGUUGCUUUCUUUUUUUUUUUUCCCUUUUAAACUCAGUACUGACCGUUAAAAACUAUCAUGCCUGCUAUGGUGCAAAAGUUAAAAUGAGUAUCACUAAAAAUGCCUUCUCUUUAUGUGGUGCAAUAUGAAAUACACCAAGACCCUGUCUUGACGUUCUGAGAUCUAUGAUGGACCCAGGUAAAGUUGUUAAAAGAACGAAUAAAACCUUAUGGAAAUAAUUUAGACACUUGUGUACCAGCAACAAUUGAUUUAAUAGACCUAUAGUGUCUAUACUUAUCCCUUAGAAUAAACGUUUACCAUUUUCCUGAUA